Rhinocladiella mackenziei CBS 650.93 is the source of this 660-nucleotide messenger RNA. RefSeq lists its product as uncharacterized. The record is from RefSeq and is a predicted model, not a curated record. The transcript has 2 exons. The coding region runs from base 1 to 660 and encodes 219 amino acids. Lineage: Eukaryota; Fungi; Ascomycota; Eurotiomycetes; Chaetothyriales; Herpotrichiellaceae.
AUGCGUUCCUCGCUUGUUGGCUUCGUGGCACUCACCAUCGUUUCUGCCACCGCUUCCCUGGUGUAUCCUGAAACGCUACCCCUCGGUCGACGACAAGCACCGGGCACACCGGAGUAUGACUGUCAUUCCAACUGCGGUGCUGUCAUUGUCGCUGGUCGGACUGAAGGUUAUUGUGAAACGGCGAAUUUCACCACGGCUCUGGAUGCGUGCCUCGAUUGCGCACUCGAAUUCGACAUCUGGCAAUAUUACGGUGAAAGCGUGUCUGCGGCUGCGGCGGGAUGUGGGCUAGAUGCAACACCUCUUCCCGCCAACUCCACCUCAGUGACGAGUAGCAGUUCGGUUUCGGCUUCGACCUCGGUGGCUGAGACCAUGACUGCUUCUGCUAGCCCUGAAGCGACCACAACUGCGUCCGCUCCGGCCACUUCAACGGACGCCGCUACACCGACUGCUGAAGAGACAGAAAGUGUGGUAAGUGACUGUCUUUGCAAUACCCAAAUGAUUUCGAACGUGUCUAAUAAAGACUUUACUUUUCAGGCGCCAAGUAGUACCAGCUCCGGAACUCCUGCUGCGGAGACAUUUGAUGGGGCAGGAAACCGAGUCUUGCUGAGCGGUGGACUAGCAAUGGUUCCUCUGGGGGCUAUGGUAGUAGGCUUGGUCUGA